AUGUCCAAAGUGGAGGCGUUCAGGGACACGAACCUCCGCUCUCUGCUGAGGGAGCUGCGUACCGACAUUGCCAUGGCUGUGGACGACCCUUUCCCUCUCGUCUACGGUUUGGCAGACAAAAAUAUCAUCACCGAGCAGCUGCUGAAGGACACCCUGGAGAAGAAGGGGAGAGAAGGGAUCCACAAGGCCAUGUACUCCCUCCUGUCCAGGGUCUUGGAGCAGAGCAGAUCCACCAUCCAGGCCUUCUGGAGCAACUUAUCCAAAGACUACAAUCUGGACAGCUACCCCAAGCUGAAAACACUGCUCACAAGCCUGCACUCCAGAAAAGAUGCUUCAGCGUCCAAAAGUGAAAACAGAUCUUCUGGUGGUCACAAAACUCCCCACAGCAAGAAGAGGAGCCACGAGGACAGAGGGACAAAGUCCCAGCAACAGUAUCACACCAAGACGAGUGAUGCAGCAGGGAGUAAAGUGAAACUAUACAGAGUGAAGAGUGAGGCUCCGCCGCCGCCGUCUGGAAACAGUGUACAAGUGGUGUCUUCCUCAGUCCAGAGAGGAAAUCCGCUGCCCUCCUCUUCCUCCUCCUCCUCUGUGGAUCCUCCAGUCAGUCAUGAAGCCAGAGAAAAGAAUUAUAUCAAGCAGGUUUACAGCUUGGAUGGGUCCACCAGAAAAUGCAUUAAGGUCAGUGGGGAGUUUUACUCUUGCGCUUCAUCAGAGGAGACAAAUGCAGCAAAGUCCAAUUCUGCUUCUUCUCAUCAGACAUUUCACCACCAGGGGGGGACAGACACAAGCAUGAUUCACUAUAACGAUGACGAGUGCGCAGCGUGUAAGGAUGGAGGGGAGCUGAUCUGUUGCGACGGCUGUCCUCGAGCUUUUCAUCUGGCCUGCCUCGACCCUCCACUUACAUCCAUACCGAAUGGCCCUUGGCAGUGUGACUGGUGCUGUGGACACAGAGUGAAAACAGAGAAGGCCCAAGUCCCUCUGCAGACAUUCUCGGCCCAGUCUCAGCAAACAAGCUCCAUCCCAGACGUCUCAUCCUGCUCCUUGCUGUCGUCGUCCCUCACAACAGCAUCUGUGAAUGUGUCCAGUGGGAGAAACCAGUGCUCAGGUGGAGAGCCGGUUAGUGUGAGGGAGGUUUGUGGUGUUUGUCACCUCGGAGGAGGAGACCUGACUCACUGCCUUCAGUGUUUGGAGCAUUUCCACGUACGCUGCCACUUCUCCAAAGGGAGGUCCAUCUGCUUGUCCUGCUGCAGGACAUGGGGCGGCUCUGCGGAGAAAGAGUCUGAAUCCAGACAGCUUGCACCGGUGGUACCAAACACGCUCAGCCAUGAUCAGAGCGUCACCGUCUCCGAGCCCGUCCUCCACAGAGAUGAGCUGGACUCCAUCCUGGGAGACAACUCCAUCGACGGCAUCUUGCAGUGGGCCUUCCACAACAUUUCUCGGCCUCUUCCAGACUCUCAAGGAUGCUACCAGUGACACCAUCGGUCACACGAUGUUGUAAAUCGAUGAAACAAAUGCAUGGAUAUUUGAAAUGAGCUGACUGAAUGCACAGAACCAACUGAAGAUUAUUUGCUUCUUUCUUUCUUAUUUUCCCUGAAAUAAAUGUCUGGUGAUUGAC
Stegastes partitus (bicolor damselfish) is the source of this 1615-nucleotide messenger RNA. RefSeq names its product autoimmune regulator (gene aire). The coding region runs from base 1 to 1473 and encodes 490 amino acids. Gene Ontology annotation, molecular function: DNA-binding transcription factor activity, RNA polymerase II-specific; DNA binding; translation regulator activity. The record is from RefSeq and is a predicted model, not a curated record. Gene Ontology annotation, biological process: regulation of transcription by RNA polymerase II; humoral immune response. Lineage: Eukaryota; Metazoa; Chordata; Actinopteri; Pomacentridae. Gene Ontology annotation, cellular component: nucleus; cytoplasm. The transcript has 13 exons.